GAACUUCAUAAUACUCUCUCUCUCUCUUCUCUCUCUCUCUCUCUCGUCCUUGCAUUGGUCACUCUCACUCCCCGGUCUCUUCUAAUGGAGGAAAAGGAGAGUACGGUUUCUGGGUCAGUGUCGGAUUCUGGGUCAGGCUCGCCGUCUCCGGUAACCAGCUAUUCCGCCGCGGCGGCGGCGGUGGGGGAGACGACUCCGCUGAAUCUGCCGUUCAGCAUCAACACAGCUAACAUAAACACUACCGGCUCGGGCCUCGUGACGUCAUUCCAAGGCUCGAUGACAUCACCGGUAGGGCCUAGCACGGCGUCUCCGGCGAUGGACGUGGCGGCGGCGUCGGGUGGCGAUGUGAUGGAGACGGCGGCGGUGGGGAGAAACGGCGGCGGAGAUUUGUCGGGGAAGAAGAAGAGAGGGAGGCCGAGGAAGUACGACUCUGAAGGGAACUUGAUCAUACGGUCGGCUCCGGCGACGGCCGCGGGGUUUUCGUUCUCGCCGGCGCCGGCAAAGAAGAGCAAAGGCAAAGGCUUUGGCUCCGGCAAUUGGAAUCUUCUUGCUUCAUUUGGAGAAGUAUUUGCAAGAACAGCAGGAGAAGACUUCACACCACAUAUCAUCACUGUCAAUACAGGAGAGGAUUUGGCCGGGAAAAUCCUGUCGUUUACGCAAAAGGGUCCUCGAGGAAUCUGCGUUUUAUCAGCAAUCGGAGCAGUUUCUAACGUCACGAUUCGGCAGCCUGGAUCCGCCGGGGGUAUCCUCACUUACGAGGGCCGGUUCGAGAUACUAACAUUAACCGGUUCGUUUGUGAUAACCGAAAUCGGGGGAGUUAGGAACAAAACCGGAGGUUUGAGCAUUUCAUUGGCCGGACCCGACGGCCGUGUCAUUGGCGGUGUUGUUGCCGGAGUUCUCACCGCCUCUAGCCCCAUCCAAGUUGUGAUUGGAAGUUUCUUGACGUUUGGUGCGAGACCCCAAAAGAGGAAGUACGAACGGAGAACGGCGGUUGCUCCAGCGUCAUCAAACGCGGUCUCUGCGUCCACAGGCAAAAUCUCCGAUACAAAACCAGAGAACCAGCCAGCGUUUGGAUUACAGCAACAGCAGACGCAGAUCCCUGAAGCGUCUUCUUUCAACCCGGCGUGGAACGGUCCAGAAGCUGAUCCACACCGCGGGAUUUCACCCGACAUUAACGUUUCAGCUCCGAGCGAGUAGGAUUUGAGCUUUAUAGAUGCUUCUAACCAUUCUCAUAGGUUGACAUGAGAGAUUCAGAAGUAAGAUUAGUUCGGGUUUUUUUCUUCUUUUUAUCGACCCGAUAUUUAUGAACAAUCUCUUUCCGGGUUUCCUAGUUAGCUUUAGAAUCGAGUUUUAGUGUUUCAGGGUUCACAUUUUCCACCUUUAUCGGAAAUCUCAGUCUCUUUAUGAACCCUCAUGACAGAAACUGUGUUCUGCCGCAAGAGCAAUUUUCACUAUGGAUUCAUCUUUCUUGGGUUGAUUCUUGUUCCUAUUAAACUCAUUAUUAUAUUAUAUUAUUUGUACA
Messenger RNA from Tarenaya hassleriana, 1522 nucleotides. Its product is annotated as AT-hook motif nuclear-localized protein 7-like. The coding region runs from base 85 to 1197 and encodes 370 amino acids. Gene Ontology annotation, molecular function: minor groove of adenine-thymine-rich DNA binding. The transcript has 6 exons. The record is from RefSeq and is a predicted model, not a curated record. Lineage: Eukaryota; Viridiplantae; Streptophyta; Magnoliopsida; Brassicales; Cleomaceae.